ACAGGCAUUCGAGAGUACACAACCCCACCAACUUUACCUAUUGAACCCAAGAUAUCCAUCCACUGGACAAGUUGCACAUCUUCACACCGAUAGCAUUUAGUCGUGGUUAUAUAUAUAUCCUAAGCAAUCGCCCGAACAAAGAAUGUCCGGUAGUGAGAGCAUUCCACAGGAAGAGAAUCGCCCUAACCUGGUACCUGACUUUGGCCCUACAUCUCCGCUUUCCGACGUUUCUUCCCCGUCAUACACCGAGCAAGACGAGGCAGAAGCAACCACAUUCUUCUCGACAAACGCCAUUCUCGAAUCGGACACUUCCCUGGAGUCCCACACCUCUGCCCGAGCUCCAGAGAUCGGUACGGCCAACGACACAAACUCCCCCACGGAGCAGAAUAUUAGGCUAUUGAACUCCCUUGAGUCUCCAAGCACCUUCGGCAACCACAGCCUCAACACAACCGGCUCCAAGUUCAGCAGUUCCUCCGAGCUUAGUGAUAUCGAUUCUUCCGAAGCAGAAACCGAUAAGAUGGAUUUUCUCGAUGAUAGCAACGGCCACAUUGACGAGGACCAGAACAGCCACCACAAGUCCCAAUUGAGGGAAAUCGCGUUGUCUAAUUUGAAGGAUGACGAAGAACUGUACACGGGGGACGAAGACAGCAACAGUCCCGUCGAAGAAACAGCUGAGAAGCCAACCGAGAUUGUGGACACCCCCCCACACACUGGCAAGCACGAGGGAGACGAGGUGGCCGUUUCUGUCAACGGAGGAAGGGCUGAUGAAGUGCCAAAGGAAGAGUCUCCUGCAACAUCUCCGAAUUUUUCCGAGAACGGAUCCAAGGCUGAGGAUGAAGUUACAACGCCUGAGAAACAUGCCCAGGAGGAUGUCCAAAGAACUCCGAACAAGAGACGAAAGCUCAUUCCAAGCAUGGAGGAGACCCAAGACCCUGAUGUAAAAACAGAAUUGCUUCACCCCAAUGAUUUUGAAGACAACGCCGAUGAAGAGGAAGACAUUGAAAACGAAGGCGAAGACGAGGACGACGAGGAUGAACGCGAACACGAAUCACUAGCAGAGGACUCAAAAUCUCCUGUUG
This is a messenger RNA of Babjeviella inositovora NRRL Y-12698, 1079 nucleotides long. RefSeq lists its product as uncharacterized. NCBI's taxonomy places the organism in Eukaryota, Fungi, Ascomycota, Pichiomycetes, Serinales. The record is from RefSeq and is a predicted model, not a curated record. The transcript is spliced from 2 exons. The annotation marks the transcript as partial.